This is a messenger RNA of Amphimedon queenslandica, 2576 nucleotides long. RefSeq names its product deleted in malignant brain tumors 1 protein-like. The annotation marks the transcript as partial. The transcript is spliced from 18 exons. Gene Ontology annotation, cellular component: membrane. The record is from RefSeq and is a predicted model, not a curated record. NCBI's taxonomy places the organism in Eukaryota, Metazoa, Porifera, Demospongiae, Haplosclerida, Niphatidae.
AUGGCUUAUGUUUUAGAUGCUAGAACUGCUGUUGGUAGUGCUUACUUUGGACAAGGAACAGGUAGUAUUGUCAUGGAUAAUGUACAUUGUACUGGAACUGAAUCCACUCUUACAAGCUGUACUCACUCUACCAAUCACAACUGUAAUCAUGCUGAAGAUGCUGGAGUAAGAUGCAAUGAUGCUACUAGAAUCUGGAACAGUGCAUUCCCAGGUAUGAUACGUCUUCAAGGAGGAGCUUAUUCUAAUGAAGGGCGUGUGGAAGUGUAUUGUAAUGGACAGUGGGGGACGAUAUGCAGUACUGGGUUUGGAACUACUGAUGCUAACACCAUUUGCAAGCAACUGGGAUAUGACAACUAUUACAAUUAUAAUCAGUUGUCAAUAUCCAGUGGUAGCUCUAGUCAGCCAAUAUGGAGUACUAAUAUGUACAGUACAUCAAGUGAUAGGUGUUAUGGUACUAGAAACACUUGUCCAUCCUCUUCAGUGACUACUUGUUCUCAUAGUAAUGAUGUUACAAUCAGUUGCAGAGAAUACUCCUCAUUAUAUGGGCAAACUGUAACUUUAUCAACUUGUGCAAAUCUUAUACUUAGUAAUCCUGCUAAUGGAGCUAUAAUUCUCUCUCGUUAUAAUGUAUCAUCAACCUCUUAUUACUAUGGAACAAUUAGAGUAUAUUAUAAUGGAUGGGGUAACAUUUGUGAUGACUUAAGAUACAAUUCAGUUGAAGCUAAUGUCAUUUGUCAUCAGUUGGGAUACACUGGAGCUUCAAGCUACUCAAGAGCUGGACUUGUCAGUUAUGGUACAGACUACCUUUCCAUGAAAUGGGAUGAUGUUAAUUGUGCUAGUAGCAGCUAUUUAGCUAUUGCUCAAUGUUCAUACUCUACUUAUAUUGAUAGUGGCUGUACUAAUAGCAACAGUUAUGAUGCUACUGUUUACUGCUAUACUACUAGAAUCUGGAACAGUAAUCCAUUCCUUGGUAUGAUACGUCUUCAAGGAGGAGCUUAUUCUAAUGAAGGACGUGUGGAAGUGUAUUGUAAUGGACAGUGGGGGACAAUAUGCAGUACUGGGUUUGGAACUACUGAUGCUAACACCAUUUGCAAGCAACUGGGAUAUGACAGUUAUGACAGAUAUAAUCACUUGUCAAUAUCCAGUGGUAGCUCUAGUCAGCCAAUAUGGAGUACUAAUAUGUACAGUACAUCAAGUGAUAGGUGUUAUGGUACUAGAAACACUUGUCCAUCCUCUUCAGUGACUACUUGUUCUCAUAGUAAUGAUGUUACAAUCAGUUGCAGAGAGUACUCCUCAUUAUCUCGUCAAACUGUAACUUCAUCAACUUGUUCAAAUCUUAUACUUAGUAAUCCUGCCAACGGAGCCAUAAUUCUCUCUCGUUAUAGUGUAUCAUCAACCUCUUAUUACUAUGGAACAGUUAGAGUAUAUUAUAAUGGAUGGGGUAAUAUUUGUGAUGACUCAAGAUACAAUUCAGCUGAAGCUAAUGUCAUUUGUCAUCAGUUGGGAUACACUGGAGCCUCAGGCUACUCAAGAGCUGGACUUGUCAGUUAUGGUACGGAUUACCUUUCUAUGAAAUGGGAUGAUGUUAACUGUGCUAGUAGUAGCUAUUUAUCUAUUUCUCAAUGUUCAUACUCUACUUCUAUUGAUAGUGGUUGUACUAAUAGUAACAGUUAUGAUGCUACUGUCUACUGCUAUACUACUAGAAUAUGGAACACUAGCCCAUACUCUGGUAUGAUACGUCUUCAAGGAGGAAAUUAUUCUAAUGAAGGACGUGUGGAAGUGUAUUGUAAUGGACAGUGGGGGACAAUAUGCAGUACUGGGUUUGGAGCUACUGAUGCUAACACCAUUUGCAAGCAACUGGGAUAUGAUAACUAUUACAGAUAUAAUCACUUGUCAAUAUCUAGUGGUAGCUCUAGUCAGCCAAUAUGGAGUACUAAUAUGUACAGUACAUCAAGUGAUAGAUGUUAUGGUACUAGAAACACUUGUCCAUCCUCUUCAGUGACUACUUGUUCUCAUAGUAAUGAUGUUACAAUCAGUUGCAGAGAGUACUCCUCCUCAUCUCGUCAAACUGUAACUUCUUCGACUUGUUCAAGUCUUUUAGGUAAUCCUGCAAAUGGAGCUCUGAUUCUUUCUCGUAGUAAUACACACUCAGCUUCUUAUUACUUUGGAACAGUUAGAGUAUAUUAUAAUGGAUGGGGUAAUAUCUGUGAUGAUUCCCGUUAUGGUUCAGCUGAAGCUAAUGUCAUUUGUCAUCAGUUGGGAUACACUGGAGCUUCAAGCUACUCAAGAGCUGGACUUGUCAGUUAUGGUACAGACUACCUUUCUAUGAAAUGGGAUGAUGUUAACUGUGCCAGUAGCAGCUAUUUAUCUGUUGCUCAAUGUUCCUAUUCUACUUAUAUUGAUAGUGGCUGUACUAAUAGUAAUAGUUAUGAUGCUACUGUCUACUGCUAUACCAACAGAAUCUGGAACAGUAAUCCAUUCCCUGGUAUGAUACGUCUUCAAGGAGGAGCUUAUUCUAAUGAAGGACGUGUGGAAGUGUAUUGUAAUGGACAGUGGGGGACAAUAUGCAGUACUGG